Molecule: messenger RNA, 1260 nt
Organism: Dovyalis caffra
Lineage: Eukaryota; Viridiplantae; Streptophyta; Magnoliopsida; Malpighiales; Salicaceae
Source: the annotation of a GenBank genome assembly
AUGGGUUACGUUUGUGAUUUUUGUGGGGAACAAAGGUCCAUGGUUUAUUGCCGGUCAGAUGCUGCAUGCUUGUGUUUAUCUUGCGAUCGAAAUGUUCAUUCUGCUAAUGCUUUGUCCAAGCGCCAUUCACGAACCCUCAUAUGUGAAAGAUGCAAUUCACAUCCCGCAUCAGUUAGAUGCGCUGAAGAAAGAAUAUCUCUUUGUCAGAAUUGUGAUUGGAUGGGCCAUGGCACUUCAACGUCAGCUUCCACGCAUAAAAGGCAGACGAUCAAUAGUUACUCUGGCUGUCCAUCAGCUUCUGAACUUUCUUCAAUAUGGUCAUUCGUUUUAAACGUCCCUUCUAGGGGUGAAUCUACUUGUGAACAGGAGUUGGGUCUGAUGAGCAUUGCUGAAAAUAGCGCCACAAUCUCCUGGGGUCCUACAGAGAAUAAUAUUGGCCAAAAUGCAUCUGGAGUUGUUGAGGUUAAUGACAGGCGUGAAAUAGCUAAACCAGGUGUUUGGCUUGAGACUUCUUCGAUACCUGAAUCGAGCUCUGUGCCGAACAAUCUAGACCAGCCAACCAAAUCCACAAAUACAUCUUUGCCAAAGUUAUACUGUCCCGGGACCAAGUGUCCUGCGCCCUAUGAAGAUGCUGAUUUUUAUGAGGACUUCAAUAUGGAUGAAAUGGAUAUGAAUCUCGAACACUAUGAAGAGCUCUUUGGUGUCACGCUCAAUAAUUCAGAAGAGCUGUUUGAGAAUGGUGGCAUUGAUAGCUUAUUUGGGACAAAGGACAUGUCUGCUGCAGACUCCAAUUGUCAGGGUGCAGUUGCAGCUGAGGGGUCAUCAGUUGGACUAGUCAACGCAAUACAGCCCGCAUGCAGCAACGCAGCAUCUGCUGAUUCUAUGAUGAGUACUAAGACUGAACCAGUCCUUUGUUUUACACCAAGGGCUGGAGUGCCAGGCCACGCCAACCUCUCAUUUUCUGGCCUUACUGGAGAGAGUAGCCCUGGAGAUUACCAAGAUUGUGGAGCAUCUUCAAUGCUUCUCAUGGGAGAGCCUCCAUGGGGUCCCCCAUGCCCUGACGGUUCCUCACCAUCAGGUAACCGGAGUGAUGCCGUAAUGCGUUACAAGGAAAAGAAGAAGACACGCAAGUUUGAAAAGAAAGUGAGGUAUGCGUCUCGCAAAGCAAGGGCAGAUGUAAGAAGGCGUGUGAAGGGUCGCUUUGUCAAAGCUGGUGAUGCUUAUGAUUAUGACCCUCUGAGCCACACAAGAAGUUUCUGA